This is a messenger RNA of Eufriesea mexicana, 1484 nucleotides long. Its product is annotated as NADH-cytochrome b5 reductase 3. Gene Ontology annotation, cellular component: mitochondrion. The coding region runs from base 417 to 1343 and encodes 308 amino acids. The record is from RefSeq and is a predicted model, not a curated record. Lineage: Eukaryota; Metazoa; Arthropoda; Insecta; Hymenoptera; Apidae. Gene Ontology annotation, molecular function: oxidoreductase activity; FAD binding. The transcript is spliced from 4 exons.
UGUAGUAAGAUUUUGGUGUUAUGACAUAUUUUUUAACAAUUAUAAAAUAAGUUUUCUUUAAUAUGCCAUCAAUAUAAUAUGUAAAGCUACAUUUAUUUCACGUUUAUAAUACCUCUAGUAAUAUAGCUAUAAAUACAUUGGAAUAGUAGAACUGUUCUUAGAUCGAGGGAAGUAAGAUCUAUUUUAAAGGGAAGCGCCCUGUAUUUGACCCCAUGUAAAAGCCGGCGAUUCCUCGAAGCGUAUGCACAAAAAUUCUUUAAAAGUCGGUAACAAAUCGUGGUCGAUUCUACUCUUGUUUAUAAGUGUACACUCAGAAUUUUCUUUUAUUUAUCCUCUCUAUUUCCUCUUGUGGUUACGACCUUAACCUCGUUUACGAUAUUCUUUUACCAAAGUCUUAACCACGUGUUAUUUUAUUUAUGAUGUCACGUUUUCGAUUAUUGGUUGUAUCAGUAUUAACUGCUGUGGGAACCAUAGCUGCAAUAGGAUUAGCAUUUAAAGCUUACAAAUGGAGCAAAAAUAAGAAAACAAAAUCUCCAAUUCUACUUGUUCAACCACUAGCUAAAUAUAGUUUACCAUUAAUACAAAAAGACAUAUUAAGUCAUGAUACAAGAAAGUUUAGAUUUGCAUUGCCAACACCAGAUCAUAUACUGGGAUUACCAAUUGGUCAGCAUAUACGUUUAACAGUAAAGAUUGAAGAGGAUGUUGUUAUACGUUCUUAUACACCUGUAUCAAGUGAUGAUGACCAUGGUUAUGUAGAUCUUAUUGUUAAGGUGUAUUUCAAGAAUGUACAUCCAAAAUUUCCUGAAGGAGGAAAAUUAUCUCAGUACUUAGAAAAUUUGCAAAUUGGAGAAACGGUUGAUUUUAGUGGACCUUCUGGUCGGCUUAUUUAUAAUGGUCAUGGGAAGUUUUCCAUAAAAAUUUUUAGGAAAGAUCCACCUGUGGAAUAUGAUGUUAAAAGAAUUGUAAUGCUAGCUGGUGGAACAGGAAUUACACCAAUGCUACAAUUAAUUCGUGCUAUAGUAAAGGAUCCUACAGAUGAAACACAAACUUCUUUACUUUUUGCCAAUCAAACAGAAAAAGACAUAUUACUUCGUGAUGAAUUAGAUGAUAUUGUUAAAAAUCAACCUAAUAAAUUAAAAGUUUGGUAUACAUUAGAUACUAGUAGUGAAAAUUGGCCAUAUAGUACAGGACACAUAAAUGCAGAUAUGAUAAAGAAACAUAUGUUUCCACCAUCAUCUGAUACAAUAGUACUUAUGUGUGGUCCACCUCCAAUGAUAAACUUUGCUUGUAAUCCCAAUCUUGAUAUACUUGGCUAUGAUUCAAAGUUACGAUUUGCAUAUUGAAGCAAUAAAUUAAUUAUAUCUGUUGCAUUCAAAUGUAGAUUACAAUUGGCUUGUUAGUAUGACCUGUUGUUAAAUAAGAUCCAUGAUUUUAAUUUUUUAAAAAACAUAUUUCAUUAUUUUGUAUGGACCAGAUAUUGGUCA